AUUCUGGCUAAAGCUCUGGCUCUUCAAGUCGCGCGCGCCGCUCCAAGAUCACGCCGGCAGAUCGCGCUUCGCGCAGGCAUUGCCGUCGCCGAUGUCCUCCGGGCGGCUUGCCACGAAGGCCGCGACGGGCGAGGAGCCGUGCGACUGGAUCACCGAGCCCCAGGAAAAUGGUGAGUCCAACGUGGUCACCUAUCCCGACACCGACAGCGAGUUCGGCGACUACACCGCGGUCCGCGACACCUGGCGCCAGGCCGCGGGCACACAGCAGGGUCUUCCCGGCGGCGAGGGCCCCGGCGCGCCGCGGGGUCCCGCCCGUGCGGGGGAACCGCCGCGGCUGCCCGCCGCCGCGCAGGGCUCCACGCGCCGGGGCCGCAAGAAGCGCCUGAAUCAGAGCCAACAUGAUCAAGGACCUCGCGGGCACGAGCGACCCCGCGAGCAUCACCACGGUGAUGGUGCGCAACGUGCCGGUCGGGUGCAAGCAGGCCGAGGUGGUGAGCGAGCUGGACAGGUCUGGCUUCAAGGGCACUUAUGAUUUCUGCUACCUGCCGUGCGACUUCGACUCCAGCCACAACAAGGGGUACCUGUUCGUGAACUUCAAGACUCCGACCGCUGCGAGGUGCUUCAAGAGCAUGUGGCACGGGCGCCAGCGAUUCCCAGACCAUCCCGACAGCCGCUCCCUGCAGGUGACUGCUGCGCACAUCCAGGGGUACGAGGCCAACAUGGCGAUGCUGCAGACCGCUGGGGCCAUUCGGAAUCCCAAUUUCCGCCGACUCGUCAUCAGCAAGAGCGACCCCGACCCCUGCAUCCCGGCAACGACACCGCCUGCUGCCCCGCCAGCCACUGGGCUCCCAGCAGCGCCUCCGCAAUUCGGCGGCCUCGCAAAAGGAGCCGGCCCCCAGCCAGCGCUGCCGAUGCCGCCGGGCAGGUUCUUCUCGGCCUCUUCGGGCGCUCGUCCACAGACGUCCGCGGGCGAGUGCCACGUGCAGCAGUCCCCCAAGCCGGCAAUGCUCUAGACGGCUGGUUCGAGCCAGCGUCAGGCCAGGCAGCAGGGCGCGCAGGCCUUCCCAGGGCCAGCCGCGAGGCAGAGGCGCCACCUGACCAUGUGAGUCGCCCGCGGCCCGCCAUCCUUGGCUUGCCAGCAGCAGCUGAUAAAGCGCGCGCGCACGGAGCAUCCGCCGCUUCUGCCAAGCGGUAUCAUCGAAUGCUGCCGCAUUUGCACGGCGCAGCGGGCACCUGGGGAAACCCGAGCGAGUGGUACAGGGAGAGGCAGGGCAUGGUCGCAUGAACAUCGAUUGAUGAGGAGAGGGUUGAUUGGGUACCUCUCUUCGGCUGCCAUUGCCAUCGUCGUCUCAACAUUUUUGCUCCUCUUCGUGACCGAUGUCACGCGUCCGCGCGCCAAUGCGCUAUCGUGGGUCAGAGGCUUCACGUAUUUAGUCUUGUUGACUGCUUGCUCACUGUGACAAACAAUUGCCAUCACAUAUGCGAGGAAUCGACUUAGUGGUUCCCGAUAGCUUCAGACUGGCCCGCAUCUGCUGGUAGCGUCACAACCGUCGCGUCGGACAGCGGUCUCAGGCUGAGGAGGUUCACACACGCUAGUAGGGUUCACGCCCGCCAAGUCUGACAGCGACCUCCAAAUGAGAAUGGCAGUGUCGGCUUGUAGGGUCCACACCCGCAACGCCUGACAGUGAUCGCAAACUGACAAGGCCCACAUCCGCCGGUGUGUUAUUCUUUGUAAGACCCCGCACGUAAGCUGUAUAAGCUCAGGCGCGGCUCUAUGAGGGGGG
Molecule: messenger RNA, 1784 nt
Organism: Prorocentrum cordatum
Lineage: Eukaryota; Dinophyceae; Prorocentrales; Prorocentraceae
Source: the annotation of a GenBank genome assembly